UCAUCCUCUACAUCCCACCAUCAAACUCACAUCAGGCAGGACAACACUGAAGCAGUCAUGCAGAGACACACAGUGGAAAGUGGAGACCUGCAAACAGUCAAAGACCAGCACAAAACCAGCAUGAAGAAAAAGUAUGAAAGAUUAUUUGAGGGAAACAAACUCCAAGGGAAUCAAACCCUUCUGAACAAGAUCUACACACAGCUCUACAUCAUAGAGGGAGAGAGUGAAAGAAUAAAUAAAGAACAUGAGGUUUUACAGAUGGAGAAAACAGCCAGAACAAAACAGUUACCAGACACUCCAAUUGACUGCAAUAACAUUUUUAAAGCCUCAUCUGAAGCAGGAUGUGAGGAAAAAGACCAAAUCAAGACUGUUCUUACUAAAGGCAUCGCUGGAAUUGGGAAAACUGUCUCUGUGCAGAAGUUCAUUCUGGACUGGGCUGAGGGAAAAGCCAAUCAGGAUGUGGAUUUCAUGUUUGUCCUUUCAUUUCGAGAGCUGAACUUGAUUAAAGAUCACCAGUACAGUAUUCACAAACUUCUCCUGGAGCUUCAUCCUGAACUUCAAGUUCUGGACUCAAAGAUUUAUGAGGAAUGUAAAAUUGUUUUCAUCUUUGAUGGUCUGGAUGAAAGCAGAAUCACACUGAUGUUUUCAGAUGCUCAGAAAGUUAGUGAUGUGACUGAGACUUCAUCAGUGGGUGUGUUGAUGUCAAACCUCAUCAGAGGAGAUCUGCUUCCCUCUGCUCUCAUCUGGAUCACCUCCAGACCAGCAGCAGCCAGUCAGAUCCCCUCCAACUACAUCAACCGUCUGACAGAAAUUCAGGGAUUCAAUGAGCCUCAGAAGGAGAAAUAUUUCAAGAAGAGAAUCAGUGACCAACAUCAAGCCAACAAAAUCUUUUCACACAUCAAAAAACAAGAAGCCUCCACAUCAUGUGCCACAUCCCAGUCUUCUGCUGGAUCUCAUCCACUGUGCUUCAAAAGCUCCUGAAGAAGAUGACAGUGCAGAAAUCCCACAAACUCUGACUGAAAUGUACAUCCACUUCCUACUGAUUCAGAUCAAUAUGAGUAACCAAAAGUAUAAAAAAAGAGAUCCAGGGAAACUCCUGCAGUGCAACAAAGAAGUGAUUGUAAAACUUGCUGAAGUGGCUUUCAAACAGCUGAUGAAGGGCAAUGUGAUGUUCUAUGAGGAGGACCUGAUUGAGAGUGGCUUAGACGUCCCUGACUCACGGUACUCUGGGAUUUGCACUCAGAUCUUUAAGGAGGAAUCUGUCAUCCAUCAAAAGAAAAUCUACAGUUUUAUUCAUCUGAGUGUUCAGGAGUUUCUCGCUGCUUUCCAUGUGUUCUCCUACCAUGUGAAUAGAACCAUGGAGGAACUAAAGAAUUUUGCUUCAGUGCAAAAUUUGCUCAAAGGUGCAGUAGAUAAAGCUCUUGAGAGUGAGAAUGGCCACCUGGAUCUGUUCCUGCGCUUCCUGCUGGGCAUCCCACUGGAGUACAAUCAAAGACUCUUACAAGAUUUACUAACACACACAGAGAAGAGCUCAGAGGGCAUCAGGAAAACCACACAGUACAUUAAAGAGAAGAUCAAAGAUGGACAAGGACUUUCCACUGAAAGAUCCAUCAAUCUGUUCCUCUGUCUGCUGGAAGUGAAAGACCAGACUUUGUCCAAGGAGAUUCAGGAGUUUGUGAAAUCAGACAAACACUCAGAGAAGAAACUCUCAGCUGCUCACUGCUCAACAAUUGCCUAUAUUCUUCAGAUGUCAGAGGAGGUGCUGGAUGAGCUGGACCUCAAGAAAUACAACACAUUGGAUGAGGGUAGAAUGAGACUGAUACCAGCUGUGAGCAACUGCAGUAAAGCUCUUCUUGCUUGCUGUAAUCUUACUGCUGAGCAUUGUAAAAUUGUAUCAUCAGCUCUACAAUCCUCAAACUGUAGAGAGCUGGAUCUGAGUAACAAUGACCUCCUGGAUUCAGGAGUGAAGCUGCUCUCUGAUGGACUCAAGAGUCCAAACUGUCAACUGAAGAUACUGAGGUUGUCUGGCUGUAUGGUAACAGAGGAAGGUUGUGGAUAUUUGUCUUCAGCUCUGAGUUCAAACCCCUCACACCUGAUAGAGCUGGAUCUGAGCUACAAUCACCCAGGAGAAUUAGGAGUCCAGCUGCUCAACCACAAACUGGAGGAUCCAAACUGUAAACUGGAGAAACUCAAUUUGGACCAUGGAGGAGAUUUCAGGAUCACACCAGGACUGCGAAAAUAUGCCUGUAAUCUCACGCUGGAUCCAAACACAGCACAUGGUCAACUCAUUCUCUCUAAAGAAAACAAAUCAACAUCAUGUGUGAAAGAACAGCAGCCGCACCCUGAUCAUCCAGAGAGAUUUAAAAGCCUUGAACAGGUUCUUUGUCAAGACAAGCUGACUGGACGCUGUUACUGGGAGGCUGUCUGGAAUGGAUGGGGUCAUGUAGCAGUGACAUACAAGGGAAUCAACCGGAAGGGUGGGAUUGACUGUCGGUUUGGACUCAAUGAGAAGUCGUGGUGCCUGUACUUUUCUGAUACGAUUUAUACCGCCUGGCACAAUAAUGUGAGCACAAACAUUCCUUCCUCUUCAUCCCCAUCUAAUAGAGUGGGAGUCUAUCUGGACUGGUCGGCCGGCAUUCUGUCCUUCUACAGCGUCUCUAAUGCACACACAAUCACACACAUAUACACAUUUAAUACCACAUUCACUGAACCCCUCUAUGCUGGAUUUAGACUAUAUCCUGAUUCUUCAGUGUCUCUGUGCCAGAUUUAAAGGCCAAAUAGUAUGCAAAAUUCACUUUUACAUGUUGGUUGAAUAUAAAUGUAUAUUGGCAGUGUGUGUACACAACUGUUUACCUUCACAGACCGACUGUUUUUGUAACUUCUGUGUGUUUUUAACAUAAACUUGUGUGUAUUUGACUGCUUUAGGACUAGACCGCAAUAAUACAAGAGAACUCUGUUUAGUACUCACAUGGCAUGUGCAUUCAGGAAACCCUGUAUCAGAAGUUUAAACUAAUAUGGUUUCAAACACAUUUCAUUGUGGUAGAAGUGAUAAUCAAUACACAACAGUAUAGGUAUUUUUGCAUUUUUCUGGAGAUAUGACAGGAAGCAAAUGGGAGAGAGAGAGAUGGGGGCGGGAUCGGGAAAGGUCCACGAGGUGGGAUUUGAACUCGGGACACCCGAAACACAACUGCACCAUAUGCCGGCAUGCUGCGCACAAGGCUAUUGCGCCGACAACAGAUGUUGUUUUGUUUCUUUUUUUUUUAUCAGAGUAUCUGAGUUAUGAGCUGUAAAGGCACAGCCCUAUUCUGGAAAAGGGGUGGAGAGCAGCCGCUCAUUUGCAUUUAAAGAGAAAUGCACAAAAACAGCGUGUUUCUGCUUCCAGUCAAAAUAAGCAUUUCCAAAGUGAUAUAAUAGAUGGUUGUUGCGACAUUUCUUUCUUGAAAUUGUGACUUCAAUAGAUGGCAAUUUUAAAAAAAUUUAAAAAAAAGUUUAAUUGUUUCACAUGCAGGCAGGCUCAGUUUCAUCAUGCUGUAUUGUCAAAAAUGUGUUUCCACAAUGAUCAAUAUAUUAUGCAUAUACCAUAUACCAUUUGAUUAUUGCUAUUAACAUAACUUUAAUCAUAUACUCUCCUAUAGCACUGAAAAUAUGCAUUGAGGACGUUUUGUUAAACAGUAAUUUUUAGCUUUUCUUUGGAAAGUCUUA
This is a messenger RNA of Labeo rohita (rohu), 3702 nucleotides long. Its product is annotated as NACHT, LRR and PYD domains-containing protein 3. The transcript is spliced from 5 exons. Lineage: Eukaryota; Metazoa; Chordata; Actinopteri; Cypriniformes; Cyprinidae. Gene Ontology annotation, molecular function: protein binding. The record is from RefSeq and is a predicted model, not a curated record. The coding region runs from base 824 to 2770 and encodes 648 amino acids.